AAUUGUUUGUUUGCAUGGAUCCCUAAAGUGACAAUAGGUACAAAUACAUACAGGAGGAUGGAUGCAAAGCCGCAGCAGUGGACAUCUGGACUUAGAUUAUCCAAGAAGGCUCAAUGGUACAUUGAGGCUGUCAACUGAAAUAUCACAGAAGAAUAUUGCACAGAACAACAGACCCUGUAAUGAGAUUAGGAUAAAUACGUUGGCUUUGCUCUUUCCAGUUCAGGUGAGAGGGAGAAGUACUCGAACUAGAGAAGAACAAGAUUUGCUCUGCACCUGGGGAGCAUUUAACAGCUGGAGAUGCUGCAAAGGGAAGGGACCUUACUGCACACUGGAUUGGUGUCCAUCUUGUCGCUGUGUCAUCUGAUUGUAUCCAUUGAAGUCCCUCUCGAUCCAAGCCUUCAGAGAGAGUUGGCCCAGCCUCCAACCAUCACCAAGCAGUCUCCAAAAGAUUACAUCGUAGAUCCACGGGAUAACGUAGUUAUCGACUGCGAAGGGAAGGGGAACCCAAUUCCUGCCUUCUCGUGGACUCGCAAUGGAAAGUUCUUCAACGUUGCCAAAGAUUCCAGAGUAUCGAUGAGAUCCCGGUCGGGGACCCUCACAAUGGACUUCCGUUACAGUGGCCGAGCGGAGGAUUAUGAGGGGGAGUAUCAGUGCUCGGCCAGGAAUGACUAUGGGACUGCACUCUCCCAUAAAAUAGUCCUUCGAGUCUCCAAGGCCCCCCUGUGGAGGAAGGAGGUCCUGGAGCCUUUUGUGGUUCAGGAAGGAGCACCGGUGAUUCUUCCCUGCCAACCCCCUGCCGGACUCCCCCCUCCUGUCAUCUUCUGGAUGGACAGCUUGAUGGAGUCGAUCCCUCAAGAUAAGCGUGUGUCUCAGGGCCUGAACGGCGACCUCUACUUCUCCAAUGUGGUGCGUAGCGACGCUCGCUUUGACUACAUCUGUAACGCUCGGUUCCUCUUCACACACACCAUCCAGCAAAAAAACCCCAUCACUAUCAAGGUGAUGACCAUGGAUACCAAUUAUGAAUCAGUGCCAACUAUUCUGAAUGAAACUGGUGCUCGACCGGUCACAGAGCAGAUCCCAAGGUUCAUGUCACCAGCGGGGACGUCCAGCAGCAGAAUCAUUCUACGAGGAGAAGACCUUUUACUGGAAUGCAUUGCAUCAGGAGUGCCCACACCGGAUAUUAUUUGGUACAAGAAAGGUGGGGAACUUCCGUGGCCAAAGGUACGAAUUGAAAACUACAACAAGACAUUGAGGAUCUCUGACGUCUCUGAAGAAAACUCGGGCGAGUAUUUUUGCCUGGCUUCCAAUAAAAUGGGAAGCAUUAGGCACACCAUCACAGUGAGAGUGAAAGCUUCUCCUUAUUGGUUGAAUAAGCCCCAGAACUUGGUGCUGGCUCCUGGGGAAUAUGGCAGAUUGAUGUGUCAAGCCAAUGGGAACCCCAAGCCUGACAUCCAGUGGCUGGUGAAUGGUGAACCCAUAGAAAAGGUGCGACAGAGUCCAAGCCGUGAAAUUGAUGGCGAUACGAUUAUUUUCCGAGAAGCACAGAUUGGGAGCAGCGCCGUGUACCAGUGCAACGCCUCCAACGAGCAUGGUUACUUACUGGCCAAUGCAUUUGUCAGCAUCCUUGAUGUUCAACCAAGAAUACUGUCCCGACGGAACCAAAUUGUCAAAGUGAUAGAAAAUAACCGGACAAAGCUUGAGUGUCGGUUCUUUGGUUCACCAAUCCCCACCCUGCGAUGGUUUAAGGAUGGGCAGGGCAAUAAUCUUUAUGGAGGAAACUACAUCAUCCGCGACAACGGGACUUUAGAAUUGCGCCGAGCUCGGAAGGCCGAUGAGGGAACCUACACGUGUAUAGCAACCAACUUACUAGGCAAGGCCGAGAACCGGGUGCGGCUGGAGGUCAAAGACCCUACAAGGAUUAUACGGGCCCCGGAGUCCAUUACUGUUAAGAGGUCACUUGCUGCGAAAUUUGAAUGUAAAGUGAGACACGAUCCAACAAUAAGACUGACAGUUACCUGGCUGAAAGAUGACAAAGUUCUGUCCUUACCGUGGAGGAUGAAGAAAGAUGAGGAUUCUUUAACAAUCAUCAAUGUGUCUGAGCGAGACGAGGGGAUUUACACGUGUGUAGCCAGUACAGAACUGGACAGUGACUCAGCCAAGGCACGUCUCACUGUUCUAGUUGUCCCUUCCACCCAAAUUACCCCGCUUGCUGCUGUACUGAAAGAUCGCCCUGAACCUCCCCGAGAUCUGGAACUAACGGACCCAACAGAUCGGAGUAUAAGGUUGACGUGGAUUCCUGGUGAUGACAAUAACAGUCCAAUCACAGAGUUCAUUGUGCAGUUCGAAGAAAACAAGUUUCAGCCCAGAAAGUGGCAUAAUUUGACCAGAAUUCCGGGCAAUAUCAACUCUGCAGUAUUACGGCUCUCUCCCUAUGUUAACUAUCAGUUCCGGGUGAUUGCUGUGAAUGAAGUUGGUGAAGGUGCCCCCAGUUUGCCUUCCGAACGUUAUCAGACAACUGGAACAGCUCCCGAGAUCAAUCCGACUGAUGUUAGAGGGGCAGGAAUAUCAAGAUCCAGCAUGGAGAUCAGAUGGACGCCUCUGAAUGGCACACAAAUCAGCGGACCAAAUCUCAAGUACAUAGUCAGCUGGAGGCAAAGAGAUGUGGGUGGGGAAUGGUCGACCGUCACGGUCACUAGGCCUAGUUACGUCGUCUCACCGACACCCUUCUUUACGCCCUAUGAGAUUAAAGUGCAGGCGAUCAAUGAUUUCGGAGCAGGUCCUGAGCCAAGAAUUGUAAUUGGAUACUCGGGUGAAGACUAUCCCAGUGCAGCACCCACCAGUCUUUCUGGAAGGAUUAUUAACAGCACUGCCAUUCUACUCCAAUGGAGAUCAUUGCCACCGGAUACUGUUCAGGGAUAUCUCACUGGCUACAGAAUUCGGUAUUGGAAUGAGGGAAGCCUGCUGAAGACUAGUCGGUACAGGUCACAUGUUAAGUUCAUGGAGUCCCCCGGACAACGUCCGCGUGCCAUUGUAUCGGGCCUACAACCAUACCACACCUAUAAGCUGCAGGUAGCGGCAGUCAACGGCAGAGGUCCCGGUGCCUGGAGUGAAGAGUUUGCAAUAAACACCACCGAAGGAGUGCCAGGGAGACCAGGCUCUCUAAGGAUCCGGCAACCAGACCUGGAAAGUAUUACGUUGCAAUGGACUCAUCCACGUGAUCCAAAUGGAAUCAUCACCGGCUAUGUGAUAAUGUACCACCCAUUGACUGGCUCCCGGGCAAGACGCAAUUCCACGAUUCCCAGACUUGGGCCUGAGGUAACCACGUACAAAUUGGAGAGAGUUGACGCAAACACCAAGUACAGGUUUUACGUCUUCGCUCAAACCCGCCAAGGGCUUGGAGAAGCAAUCGUAUUGGACUCACCUGACUUUGAAAAUGAAGUCGUGUCAAGAUUUGUGCCCGUGCCAACCAUUCCUGCCACCACCAUCACCACCAACACCACCACAGCAACGACCAGCGCCGCUCCCCCAACUAUCACCAUCACUGAGUCCGCCCAGCCGGCUGUCACAGGCACCCAUGUUUAUGUGGAAGCUCUUGGUACGAUAUGGAAUCUCACUACGUCAGCGGGCAAUGACUCCGUCAAUAUCACAUGGAGUCACAGCUUCCAGAGGGAACUGGCGGAGUUUACGGUUGAAUACAUUCACAGUAACGGUUCGGUGAAACAGGCACAUGUAAAGGCGGGUCAGAACGCUGUCCAGCUCCAGGGCCUAACACCUGGGACCCUGUACAAAGUCAGAGUGUUUUCCACCCUGUUCCAAACAGUUACCAGCAAGACCAUUACCAUUGAGACCAGCCCAGCUUACACUAAUAGUCAUGUAGACAUCGCCACACAGGGCUGGUUUAUCGGCUUGAUGUGUGCUGUGGCGCUCCUGGUGCUGAUCCUGCUGAUCGUAUGCUUCAUAAAGAGGAGCCGGGGAGGCAAGUACCCAGUUAAGACCACGGAAGAAAACCGGCCCUCACAAGAUGACAACGGAUACUUAUCUCUGGAAAGUGACAAUGAAGACAGCAAAAAGCCUCAAGGAAGUCAGUCUUCAGUGGACGGGACAGUGAAGCAAGAGGAGAGCGAUGACAGCAUAGUCAUUUACGGUGAUGGUGAUGGGAAUUCACGCUUUGGCGAGGAUGGUUCCUUCAUUGGUCAGUACACAGUCAAAAAGGACAAAGAGGAGACCGAGGGUAAUGACAGCUCUGAGGCUACGUCUCCAGUCAAUCCUGCCUAUUCCUUGGCACAAAUGUGAAAAAAUAGACAAAACCCAACAAUCGGAGCGUAUGGGCACAGGUGCUACCAAGACAGUAACUACAUUUGAUUUAUCCACCAAUAUCCGUGCAUAUGGAAAACAAAUACAAAGUGUGAUUGUCCAAAUUUGAGAGGCCAAGUGGCGAAGGAGACGAGGUGAUGCGUGAAGGAAAGAGGGAUUAAAAAGAGGCAAGAUAGAAGGUAGAACGGUUUGUCAGGCUUUAGAGAAACAUAGCUGUAAUCUCCCAAACCACCGUGCAUUGCUGAUGUGCUCAAUAACCUAUUUCUCAAGAGUAAGAAAAAGUCUGGAAAUUGCUAUUUUUCUCCCCAUCCAUUUUAGAUUGCAAGUGACACAAUUCUGGGGUAAUUUCUAACAUUGUGUAUAGAUGAUGCUAUCUAGGGCUUCCUCAUACUCCAAUCGCAGGCUCUGCCCAUGUGCUCUAGAUAUCACCAGGCCACAGCUCAGCACUGGACAAACAUGAUUAGAAGAUUUUUUAUCAUUAUGCUUUGUUUUCGAACAGUACUUAAUCUAAGAUACAGUUUAACUGAAGAUGAUAUAAGGAGAGAUGUCUCUAUGUUGACCGACGCCUCUCGGGCCUCCCUUAUUUUAGGUUAUAUGCUUCUUAACAUUGAAAGUUGGACAGCUGCAGAGCUGGCCAACAUUGCAGAUAUAUUUGGAGUGGCAAUUAGUCAGAGCAAGGCAAGCUAUUUGUUCACGUGGAGCUGCUUAAGUGUGAUGCAUAUCAAAAUAGAUCAUUUCUUACAGGCACCAUUUGACAGGUCAAGACCUGGGCCAGAGAUUUUGUGGGAAAAAACAAUCGCCUUGAACUCCUUGGCUUUGUGAUCAUUGCACUCUUCUGUCUGUUGAAUAAUUAGUUCUAUUUCUUGCCCUGAUCGCCAAAGCAAAAACAUUCUGGUCUCAUCAUUAGACAAAGUUAUAGAACUCCUCGUCCUGCUGUCCCACUUCAGAAUGAAAUAAGUAAAACAAGAGAGAGGCACCAAAACUGCACAGACAUCUUACAUUAUACCCUUUAAGGUUUACAUGACAGUUCAGUCAAGUGGGAUUCCUCUUAUAGCAACUGCAAAGUUUUCAGUCCCAUUACAAUGGGCUUAUCUGUGGUAAUUUUCCAUUGCUAUCAGAGUAUCAGCCCUCCCCCUCCUCGCCAUUUCCCUUCCACUCAUAUUAACAAAGCCCAGCUUCCCCUAUUCAGUCCUCAAUCCCCAGCAGAUGCAAUUUAUCUGCACCCUUCAGCUAUUCUGGUUAUUGAUCCUCACAUCCCACCUACUCUAAUUAUUAAUCCUACACCUUGUACAUAUUCAAGUUAACCAUUCAUUUUCUGAAAUUAAUGAAACCUUUGAUAUAUAUAUUAAUCACCACUUUCAGUCCUUUCAGGUAAAAACCUCACCUACUGUAACUCAAGUUCUGUAUUUAGUUUGGUUCAAUUUAAAUAGAGGUGGGACAAGAAGGGUUGGGCAACUUAAAUCAUAUUGUAAAUCCAAGAACUCCUAAAUGAAUGAAGGAAUAAUAAUAUCAAGACUACACUGUCUUAAUCUUCAGACUGUGGCCUUUUGUUAAUUUCUGAAUCUCACUUAAUGUGGCACCUUUAGAGAUUUUGAGAAUUAUUUCAGUGCCAAGAUCAGUUGACCUGUUGAAAGUCAAAACUAUAUUUCCUUAUCAUGAAAACAACAAUAUUUAUAUACAUGACAUCCUGCAGAGUUUUUGUAUUUUACUUAAUAAUGCAUAAACUAGUAACUUGCUCUAAGUUUCAGUUAAAAUAUAGUUAUUUUCAAAAUAGCAGUGUCCAGUUCCAAUCUACACAUGCCAGUCACAUGUUAGUGUGAUGGAAUACUCGUGGAUGAGCGCAGCCCCAACAACACUCAGGAAGUUGAACAUUCAAGUCAAAGCAGCCCACUUAGGACUCCAUCCACCACCUUUAACAUUCACUCCCUCCAC
This is a messenger RNA of Carcharodon carcharias (great white shark), 6246 nucleotides long. RefSeq names its product neurofascin homolog (chicken) a (gene nfasca). The transcript is spliced from 33 exons. The record is from RefSeq and is a predicted model, not a curated record. Gene Ontology annotation, molecular function: cell-cell adhesion mediator activity. Lineage: Eukaryota; Metazoa; Chordata; Chondrichthyes; Lamniformes; Lamnidae. The coding region runs from base 298 to 4293 and encodes 1331 amino acids. Gene Ontology annotation, biological process: brain development; cell-cell adhesion.